UCCGAAUGGAUGAUCGGGGCUGUCCGUCCGGGCAGAUCCAGGGCCCUAUCUCCAAGGCGGCACCCCUCCGAACAGGGUCAGCAGCGGGGUCUGCCCCUCUACCUACUCUACAGCACCGGCGUACCGAAUACUUCAGACGCGCGACAUCUUCAGAAGUCGGCUAUCCGAAACAAAAGCUGUGUACUUCCGUUCAUCACAUAUCCAGUCCCCAACACAAUCGUUCUUCGACUAUAUGCUAAAGAUGGCAGCCGAAGCAAGCGUGAAGGCCUUCUUUGCCUCCCCGCAAUUCGCAGUCGCAGGCGCGAGCUCAAACCCGGCUAAGUUCGGGCACAAGGUCUUCGUGUGGUACAAAGAUCACCAACUCCCCGUAAUUCCCAUCAACCCAGCCCCAUCCAUCAGCACACGGUACGGCGAGCACGCAACGGUGAAGUCAGUCUCGGAGCUAUCAGAUCCCAGAAAUACAUCGCUAUCCGUGAUCACGCCGCCUCCGGUGACUCUCGAGAUCCUGAAGGAGGCCAAGCGCGUCGGCGUCCCUGCCGUCUGGUUACAGCCCGGCACUUUUGACGACGAGGUCAUGGGAUUUGCUCGUGGGAAAGACACCGGCGGGUAUGAUGGCGAGGUCAUUGCUGGCGAGGGCGGGGCGGGAAGUGAGGGGUGGUGCGUCCUUGUGGAUGGGGAGAGGGGGAUGAGGUCCGCUGGGAAGCUUUGAAAGGAAAGAACAUUUUCGAAGCUGUUAUGUGAGAGUGAGAGGCUUGUACUUUCUUCUCCCAUACAAUGCAGUGAUAGACGACCUAGUACAUGCGAUGCGUCUAUUUGGCAGAUCCAUUAUACAAAGAUCAGCCAUGCCGUUACAGUAUUGAAAGUGGAGCGCUGCGGAUGCAACAUGAAUUUCUACCUAGUGCUCUGGUCCAUUUCCCUAGAAGUGUAUGGUCGCUUUAUAUGUCUUUGUUCGAGGUAGAUAUAGGCAUUGUACUUCGAAAGCAGGGUAUUUUUUGAAGACAAUACAUGGUCUAGCUAUAUUCUUUCGAUCCUACAGUCUCAUGAUUACUAAAUAAGCGAAAUAGUAAGUCGAGUCGGAAUUUAUAUAAAUAUAAAUAAUGAGUAUACAUUUUACAUGUUCUCC
Molecule: messenger RNA, 1123 nt
Organism: Xylaria bambusicola
Lineage: Eukaryota; Fungi; Ascomycota; Sordariomycetes; Xylariales; Xylariaceae
Product: CoA binding domain-containing protein
Exons: 2
Coding region: 233-709 (158 amino acids)
Source: RefSeq, a predicted model, not a curated record